CUCACACUCUCUCUCUAAAACUCUCUCUCUCUAAAAAUGGGAAUUUGCAGUUCAUGUGAUGCAACAGCAGUCGCCACAGCUAAACUGAUCUUACAAGACGGCAGUCUACAGGAAUUCUCGUACCCAGUUAAGGUGUCAUAUGUUCUACAAAAACAUCCUUCAAUGUUCAUUGUAAACUCCGAUGAUAUGGAGUUUGACGACGUCGUUUCCGCUAUCCGAGAAGAAGACGUUCUUCAACCGGGUCAGCUCUACUUCGCUCUGCCGUUGGCUCGGCUCAGGCAGCGGCUUCAGCCGCAAGAGAUGGCUGCAUUGGCUGUCAAAGCUAGCUCUGCAUUGAGUAAAAGUAGUGGUGGGAAACAUGUUUGUUUUGCAACGCCCUCAUUGUCCAAUACGAAGAGUUCGGGUCGGGUUUCGGAUGUCGGAUCGAGAAGUGGAAGGCGGCGUAGCUUCACCGGAAUGUUGAGUGUUAUACCUGAGUAGAGAGAGAGUGAUAUGUUUGUAGAUAUUUUAAGGAAUUUAGUAGGUUUUAUGUUGAAAAUGGAAGCAUUUUUGGGACCCUAAAGUAUGAAAUCUUAGUUAGUAAAAUUUCAUGUUCCAUGCUUGUAAUAUUUCAAUGCUAGCCGAGUUUAUUAUCUAUUUUACGAACAACAACGCAUACAUCCUUAAUUUGCUCGUUUUGUAAGACUCGAACAUGCUACGCCCCACUUUGAUGAGAAUAAACACCGGUGCUACUGAUC
Helianthus annuus (common sunflower) is the source of this 737-nucleotide messenger RNA. RefSeq lists its product as uncharacterized. Bases 37 to 480 code for a protein of 147 amino acids. Lineage: Eukaryota; Viridiplantae; Streptophyta; Magnoliopsida; Asterales; Asteraceae. The transcript has a single exon. The record is from RefSeq and is a predicted model, not a curated record.